AUGGCGACCAACAUAAGCGUCUGUGGCCGUUGCAAGCCGGGUGGGAGCAUGCUGCAAACGAGGCGGCUACGGGCCGCGAAGGCCGCACUGGAGCUGGCGCGCUGCCGCAACGCCAAGCUGCCAGAGAGGCUAAGCCAGAUUUGCGCCGAGGGUCAGGCGUGGAUACGCGUCGCCAAGAGCCACAAGGCUGUCGCUGCGGGCCUCCAAGCUACACUCGACCAGCUCCUGCAGUCCCCUUGCGCUGCCGUCGCAUCCACCAGACCGGAUGAAGAGAUCGACGCCGAGGAUGCACCCCCGCCGGCGACGACGCUGCAGCUUCCAAGCGUCGGCGGCGGCGUGCAGGGCUUGGGCGAGGGCGAGUCGUGCGUGUUGCUGCUGCCGUGCAGGCACCUGUGCCUCUGCAGCGCCUGCGACGCCGUUGUGGACACUUGCCAGUUGUGCGCGACCAUGGCGAAGAGCGAAGGUGAGGCAAACAUGGAACACCGACCAGGGAGCUAGCGGAGAGACAUGCGUUGCGAACGCAGUUCGGAGGUGGGGCAACACGUGGUUUUGGGUCUGGUGUGUUAUUCUUCUCAACUCUUUCAGAUAUAGUUGUCUCAAUCACUCUGACUGCAGAUGGCAUGUUCGAGAGGAUGGGAGGAGGAACGAUUUUGUAGUGGAAAUUUGGUUAGGGAUGGAAAGAGAUUUGGGAGAUAUGUUACUCGGAGCAACAAAUUUUGUAGUGAUUAUUUUUCGGAAAUGUUA
Triticum aestivum (bread wheat) is the source of this 744-nucleotide messenger RNA. Its product is annotated as E3 ubiquitin-protein ligase BOI-like. The coding region runs from base 1 to 498 and encodes 165 amino acids. The transcript is spliced from 2 exons. Lineage: Eukaryota; Viridiplantae; Streptophyta; Magnoliopsida; Poales; Poaceae. Gene Ontology annotation, molecular function: ubiquitin-protein transferase activity. The record is from RefSeq and is a predicted model, not a curated record.